Pestalotiopsis fici W106-1 is the source of this 636-nucleotide messenger RNA. RefSeq lists its product as uncharacterized. Lineage: Eukaryota; Fungi; Ascomycota; Sordariomycetes; Amphisphaeriales; Sporocadaceae. The record is from RefSeq and is a predicted model, not a curated record. Gene Ontology annotation, cellular component: trans-Golgi network; Golgi membrane. The coding region runs from base 1 to 636 and encodes 211 amino acids. The transcript has 2 exons. Gene Ontology annotation, biological process: Golgi to plasma membrane protein transport; protein localization to Golgi apparatus; Golgi to endosome transport.
AUGGCUCGAAGGAGGAAACCACCGCGAAGUGGCGCCAUUGCUGAGCUGCCACCUCUCCGCAUAGCCGGACAGAUUGCGGCGCUUCAGGCGAUAUACUAUGCUGCGGCCUUGGUCCUCAUGCUUUUCAUGUCGCUUGUUGCUGGAACUGGGUUCAGCCUCGACUUGGUGUUUGGCUGGGGCUCGUUGCGCGGCGACACGACACAGGGCUGGCUGGUGGGCUUUGUGUGGUUAUGUUGCGCUGGUGCUGUUGUUAUUGGCCUUGUCGCACUAAUAGCACGCUCCAAACUGAUACCCGAUUUCGCGUUGACGCUCCACUUUAUACAUCUCGUCGUGGUCUACUUGUACACUGGCUUGCUGCCACGGUUCGCCAUGUGGUGGAUAACAAUGGGUGUGUCGAGCGCUGCUACCGUUGCCCUCGGUGUAUACGGCUGUAGAUGGCGAGAAUUGCGGCCUAUAUCCUUUGGUGGUACUGCCAGAUCGAACAACGAGCAGAGCGCGGCAGAAAAUGGUCUUGCUGAUGGCGGAUCGGCCGCUGGCGACGAAGAGAUGGGUUUCUCCAGGGGAAGAGGCAGAGGCAGAGGCAGGGAUGGCGCCGGAGAAUAUGAAAUGGUGGGCCUCAAGCCUGAAGACAGGUAA